GAACUUGCUUGCGUCAUUACAGGAGCUGCCCUGUCACGCGCUGUUAGUAAAAGUUGGGAUUGAAGAUAUAGACGUAGGAAAGCGAGACGGGCACCGGCCAUCCUGUCAUCGUCGAUCCCCCCUUCCGUCCCAGUGCUCAGUGCAAAGAGCCCAGUGUAUCACGACGUCUUCCGAAAUUAAUGAAAUCGACAAAAUAAGGGCGAGUCGUAGGGCGAGAGAGACACACGGCAAAACUCUGGGAACACAAACAAGUCAGGAUCACGGAGCUUCACCAUCAAACUUCUUACAAAAACAUUAUUUCUAACUCCCCUUUUUACUGCAGACAAAAAAGAAAACGGACCCAAGCAAAAAAGUUGGUGUUUAAAUGCGUUGAAACAAGGACCGGUGCAAAGAGUGACGGGGAGCACCCGAGCGGCUAAACCGAUGACUACUGCAAAGUGCAACGGCAAUGACGAGCUGGACUUCAGACUGAUCUUCGGGGAAGACGGGCAGCCUCCAUCGCUAGGCCCUGCAGAGCUGGAACCAGAUGACAGUGCUUCAUUUUACAUGUUUAACAUUGAACAGCCUCCAUCUGCUAACCAGGGUAUAAGCAUCCCCCGACAUGGAUUACAAUCUCUGUCUCCCAUCAUUUCACCACAACUUCGGUUACAAGCUCACAAAAGUUACGAGGGGUCUUGUGAUGUCCAGGAGCUUAAAUAUAGCCCAGUGGGAGGUCCUAAAACAUUUGAGUGCCCAAGCAUUCAGAUAACUUCUAUUUCUCCAAAUUGUCAGCAAGAAAUUGAAGAAGCUAAUGAACAUGCACUUCAGGCUAACAGUCCAGAGAAUGACUACAGUAAAAGCCCCUUGUUAAGGGACCACCUGUACCUUCCACUUGAUCAUUCUUACAGAGAUACCUCCUUAAGUCCAAGUCCUGCUAGUAGUCUUUCUUCUAGGAGUUGGUACUCUGAUGCUUCCUCAUGUGAGUCAUUUUCACAUGUUUAUGAUGAUGUUGAAUCUGAACUGAAUGAGGCAGCAGCCCGGUUUAAUAUAGUAUCUCCUUCAACCUCACCUGGUGGGUCUCCAAGACGUUGUCCUGGCGAUGAAUUAUGGCAGGCCACCUAUGGCUAUGCCAAUUCGUUGUCUCCAAGGCAGUCACCAUGCCAUUCGCCUAGGAACAGCAUAACAGAUGAAAACUGGUUAAGUCCAAGGCCACCUUCAAGACCUUCAUCAAGACCAACUUCCCCUUGUGGCAAAAGACGUCACUCCAGUGCUGAUAUUUGCUAUCCAAGUUCUCUGUCUCCACAUCACUCACCAACACCUUCUCCAGGACACUCACCUCGAAGUAGCGUGAUUGAUGAUACUUGGUUAAGCAAUACUUCAUUUCAAAGUGGACAGGGGAUUAUUUCUGGUUUAUCACAGUUUCAGUGCUGCCCCACUGAAGCAGACAUACCUACCAAGACCAGGAAAACCUCUCAGGAUCAGACAACUACUCUUUCAGGGAAGGUUGAUCAAUGUCUUGAUGACACAGGGAAUAUAUCUCCAUCACUGGAUUCUCCUGUAGAUGAUGCACAGCAUGCACUAAAGAAAGAUGCAACUGGAGAACAAUUUCUUUCUGUUCCCUCACAUUUCACUUGGAGCAAACCUAAACCUGGCCAUACUCCUAUUUUUCGGACAUCAUCACUACCACCAUUGGACUGGCCUUUACCCAACCAGUUUGGACAGUAUGAACUAAAGAUUGAGGUUCAUCCCAAAGCACAUCACAGAGCACACUAUGAAACUGAAGGCAGUCGAGGAGCUAUAAAAGCCACUUCUGGGGGACACCCUGUAGUGAAGCUUCUAGGAUAUAAUGAAAAAGCAGUGAACCUUCAGAUGUUCAUUGGAACAGCAGAUGAUCGCUACCUAAGACCACAUGCCUUCUACCAGGUGCACAGAAUAACUGGGAAGACCGUUGCAACAGCCAGCCAGGAAACCAUAAUUGCUAGUACAAAGGUCCUCGAAAUUCCUCUUCUCCCUGAAAACAACAUGUCAGCCAGCAUUGACUGUGCCGGCAUUUUGAAAUUAAGAAAUUCAGAUAUUGAACUUCGGAAAGGUGAAACCGACAUAGGCAGGAAGAACACCCGUGUGAGAGUAGUGUUCCGUGUACAUAUCCCACAAGCUGGAGGAAAAGUGCUGUCCUUACAAGUGGCUUCUAUUCCUAUUGAAUGUUCUCAACGAUCAGCCCAGGAGCUUCCACAAAUCGAGAAAUAUAGCCUGAGUAGCUGUUCUGUUAAUGGAGGAGAAGAGAUGGUGAUCACUGGCUCUAAUUUUUUUCCAGAAUCAAAAGUAGUUUUUCUAGAGAAAGGUCCAGAUGGAAGACCACAAUGGGAAGUAGAUGCAAAAAUAAUGCGUGAGAAAUGUCAAGGGUCUAACAUAGUUGUUGAAGUUCCUCCAUACCGAAGUAAAACAAUCACUUCUGCAGUCCAGGUGCAGUUUUUUGUUUGUAACGGAAAGAGGAAAAGAAGUCAGUCUCAACGAUUUACGUAUUUGUCAGUUUUAAUUAAACAGGAACACCAAGAAGACCCCGAUUUGCCUACAACACAGCCUAUUUCUGUGCCCAUGCCAGGAAUCCAUGCAGUAAGAGCACAACUAGCUUCUUCUGAUCCUAGUCAUCUUCAUGAGAGCCUUCUGUCUGUGUCACCAAGGAACCUUGUUUCUUCACUACAGCACCCACAGCCUGCAUAUGCACCCAUAGUCGCAUCAGCAAUACAGCAUAUGCCUAACGUCCAAGCUCUUAGUAUUGGUAAUGCUUCAGACUGUCAAAUGGUUAAUCCAUCAAUAGUGCAUCAGAAUUUCCAUAAUUCACCACCUCCACCUGUGAGGCCUUCCUAUCAGACUAUGCAGCAAAGCAUGAUGUACAAUGGACAGUCUGGUCUUCCCAUGAACUCUGCCUCCUCCCAGGGAUAUGAAAGGGUGCAGUUCCAGUCUGAUGCUGUAGUAUCCCAUCCUUUAAAUCAUGGAUGCCAGCCUAUUGUUUAUCACUCCUCAAGUCCAGGUUCCACGUCUACGCCACCACCUCCUGUACUUCAAAUGGCUGCAUCAUCUCAUUCAGGGCAAUCCACACCUAACUUGCCACCACUUGGGUAUCACUGUCCAAAUGCACCUACAGCUUCUUCACCAACAGCUGCUCUUCCUUUGGCACAUCCCUCACAACAUAUGCAGUCAAUGUCCUAUCAUUCUGCAAAUCCGGGAGCUGCCUCAUCUCCCUCCCCAACUGCUCCACUCGGUAUGGUGCAUUCUCCACACUCUGGGCCGUCCUCCCCCCAGAUGCAUUCAAUGCCAUACCAAUCCCCCACCUCUGGGCCAGCUUCCUCUCCUUCUCCAACGUCUGCUACUUCUAUGAUUCAUCUGGCACAUAGUGGGCAGCAGUCUCCUCAGGCGCACAGUCCAGUAAUGACCAGUCUUUCUGGAGCCACAUCAAUUAUCCAGCAACAUGUACAUGAUUCUACACCAUACUCUACAGAAAAAGGCAGUCUGGACAUUAAACAAGAACCUGAAGAAGGUGAACUAACUUUCCAGUCCAUCGGUCUACAGGACAUCACACUUGAUGAUGUGAAUGAGAUCAUAGGGCGGGACAUGUCCCAGUCUCCUGAGGCCCAUGGGACAGCCACACAUAUGGCUGCAGUUUCCAGGUCCACCUGAGAUCAAACCCCACCAUCUCCGGCUCCUUACACUACUGUGCUUCCAAAUCUGUGGCCUUUCUGGACUGGAGCAUCGUCUGGAUACAAAAUUGUGGUUUGACUAAAGAGAUAUGCCUUGGAUUUCUAGCUCUCAUUCACAUGAGUGUACAUGAAGUACUAAGUCUUGUUUUCUUUCCAGCACUGUUAGGUGUACAUGUCGGGGUGUUUGUGUGUGUUUGUGUGUGUGUGUGUGUGAGGAGCCUGACUUGCGAGGGCAGGGAAGCUCUUUUAACUUUUAACCUGCAUUAUUGUAGCCAGCUUUAUAGCUUAGAACUACUGAAGUAACUGCUUUAGCCUGGCCGUCACUCGAUGCUCCUUUGUAGUAUGAAAAGCAAACAAAUUUUACUGAAAUACAAGAUCUUUGAGUUUUCGUUUCCAAGAAAACUGCAAAAGGUAAUACUUCAGCUAUAACGACAAAGUGGAAGUCUAUGACGCCUAAUGUACCGCAUAGCAAUGUUCACAAAUACCACGUCUGUAAGCCACAGGCUCCAAUAUGAACGCAACCAUUCCACUAGGAACUAUUAAUGAAUCGCAACAUUCCACACAUUUGUUUCUUUAAAGUUUUAUAGUUUUAUAGAAAAAUAUCUGUAAUUCAGGUAGCAGUACAGAUGCCUUACACAUUUGCUGUAGCUUUGAAUAAGAAAUCUUUUUAUAAUAGUUUGUAUUAGAUAAUCAGAUUUUUAUGUCACACUUCACAAGGGCAUAAUGCUGGAUGAAGUGUGCUACACGCGUACACACAUCCUGAGUCACUUUGCUGUAGCCAGUCGCAGCCCAAAUCCCAAAUCGGAGGACAAAGUAAGUAUCUGUUUAUGUAGGCGCACCUUAAAGACAAGUUCUGGAAAAGUGUUCAUAAAUGUAGCAGUUUUAAAUUUCUGAGUAAACUGUACACACUUAAAAAUCCUCUGCACAGUCCUAGUGAGUAGGAGUGCGUUUGUGCCUUUUUUAUCAACAUAGCUAAUGCUUUUAAUAUUUAUUUAAGAUGUGGAAUGCACAUAGUUAAAAUUGAAACAAAUUAAAAUUGACAAUGUUGUUCUGUGAACAGCAUUAUAAAAUGCAUAGCGAGCAAAAGCCAAGCACAACAGAACAGAAUUUAUAAUGGGAGAUAUAUAUAUAUUAUUUUUUUUUUUUUAAAAAAAAGGUAGCACAGUAGAAGUGUGUCAUUUUCUUGCUGUGUCGUUUGUUGACAUUUAUGAGUAAGCAAAUAAUAAAAUAUUUUAUUGCCAAAAUAUUUGUGUAGAAAUAAGGAUUUAGAUGCGUGAAACAUGGGGUAGAUGUCAUUCUCAAAAGACCAAAUUGUAAAGAGAGUCUCCUGUGGUCCCCAUGCACAGUGCAAGACGAGCGUCCAGGCCUUGGAUCGAUCGCAGACGGCAGGUCUAUGCACAUUUCAGCUGGUUUGAUGCCAUAAGUGUCUGACUUUGUAGAUUUCAUUUGCAGUGAUGGCCACACCAUCGCAGCCGCCUGUACAAUCAAAAGAAGUGUUUGUGUGUGUGUGUUUGACCGAAUGUGUGUACAUAAGUGGAAAAAGACAACCUGCUAUGCACUAAAACCUUUCUGAUGCCUUUCGAAAACCUUGAUGCCUGUAGAUUUUAGAAGCUGUAGAGUUGCUUGAAUAUUAAAAGUACUGAAACCUUAAUAGUUGUAUAUAAAGAGAAGCACUUACCGUUGCUUCUGCAUAAUCUGCCUUGUAAAGAAUGCAAUACAAGGGUCUUAAGAUUUUUUUUUAUGCUGUUCUUGUUUUUUUGGCUGUAGUUAAGGACUGUUCGAUUUUUGUUUUGAUGUUAAAGCACACAAGACCUUGGGCUAUGCAACUAAAUCUCCACUCUUUGGAGCACUUUGUAAUUAUCUAACGCCAGGCAGAUGGAAGGAUGACUUUGUGUUUCUGUGCAGACGAUAUGUGCUGACACAAGGAAAGCUCAGUUGGCACGCAGGAUGUGCUCUGACUUGGUGGUUGGAAUGUGGCCUGUUCUGGGGAAGCUUUCUUUGCAAUGGUCCAUUUUAGAAAUGGGGAGCUGCGUCUGACCAAGUGCGUGCAUGCGUGUGCAUUGCGUGUUAGUCCGUGAUAGACUGGCACCCCUCGUGAGCCUGGCAAUAGGCGUGGUGCUUUUGCAUUCUUCAAACCGAUUUAGAAUUUACAAUGCAUACAGUAGAAAAGCCUUAACACUUUCAACUUUUUAUAACUUCUAGUUUUAAGCGUAGUUUGUUAUUAAGAUCCACAUACAGAAGCAAAAGGAGAAAAAAAAAGAGAGAGAGAUACUGAGUAACUUUACAUUGUGGUGAAAGCUCUCUAACAUAAUGGCAAACAUUUUCCCUAUUCAUUGUGUCAAUGGAGCUGCCAUUAUUUUUUAACCAAAGAGUAAAAAGAAAUGUUUUAUGAUCGUUUUACUUCCUGGUGUGAAUACAAUUCUUCAAAGCUCUAUUUUUGAUACUCCAAAGAGGAAUAUCAUUCCUCGGGGUUAGGGGGGUGUGGGGUUGGGCAGUAAUGGGUGAUAAGUCAAUGUUUUUAAAAAAAAAAAAAAAAAAAAAAAUUAAUAAUAAAAGGGAAGAUGUAGGCAAAGAGAACUGUUUAGCUGAUGUUUACAGAGCCUUGUAUUGUAAUUUCUUGUACAUUUUGUAUUUUAACAUUUUGUAAUUUUUAAGAUUGCAGUGCUAUUUGGAAACAUUCAAAGGGAAUACCUUGCAAUGUAGGCUCUUUAGUCAUAGUGUAUAAAUAAAAAUGAAAAUGCAACAAAAA
This is a messenger RNA of Polypterus senegalus (gray bichir), 6426 nucleotides long. It is a transcript of the gene nfatc3a, whose product is annotated as nuclear factor of activated T cells 3a. Gene Ontology annotation, molecular function: DNA-binding transcription factor activity, RNA polymerase II-specific; RNA polymerase II cis-regulatory region sequence-specific DNA binding; transcription factor binding. The record is from RefSeq and is a predicted model, not a curated record. NCBI's taxonomy places the organism in Eukaryota, Metazoa, Chordata, Cladistia, Polypteriformes, Polypteridae. The coding region runs from base 424 to 3657 and encodes 1077 amino acids. Gene Ontology annotation, biological process: regulation of transcription by RNA polymerase II; calcineurin-NFAT signaling cascade; cytokine production. The transcript has 10 exons. Gene Ontology annotation, cellular component: transcription regulator complex.